Marmota flaviventris (yellow-bellied marmot) is the source of this 2166-nucleotide messenger RNA. NCBI's taxonomy places the organism in Eukaryota, Metazoa, Chordata, Mammalia, Rodentia, Sciuridae. The record is from RefSeq and is a predicted model, not a curated record.
AUGCCCUUCAGGAGGCAAAAUCUGGUAGAAGAAAGGAAGGUGGGUACAGUUGACAUGGGCACAAGGCAACGCAUCAAAAGCAGGUCCCCUAGACCUUUCCCAAGGCUUAUUAACGGACAGCUAUUACAGAGGCAGCAGGCCGGGGGUACCCUGGGCCGCUACCGCAACCGCUUGGCCCCUGGGGCCUGGGUUUUCUCAGGGUCGCAUAACCACGUGCAGCUGUGGCUGGUGGGGGCUCACCGGGAGGCAGAGCUGGAGCAGCAGCUGCGACCCAGGCGGGGCGAGGAGGAGGAGUUUGUUCUGGACACUCCAGAGGAUCUGGGGCCGUUGCAGUUCGUGAAGCUGCGCAAACAGCACUCACUGGUGGACAGCGCGUGGUUCUGUGAUCUGCGAUCGAUCAUCACCGUGCAAGGUCCGGGAACCUCCGCGGAGACCGCAGAGACCGCGUUCCCGUGCUACCGCUGCGUGCAAGGCACGGGCGUCCUGAGCCUGCCCGAGGGCACUGCUCGCCUGGCAGGAGACAAUGCCUUGGACAUCUUCCAGAAGCAUAGAAAGAAAGAACUGGAGGAAAGACAGCAGACCUACCGUUGGGGCAUCUGGAAGGAAGGGAUACCCCUGAAAAUAGCUGCAGACACAGAGAAUGAUCUGCCCCCAGACAUGAGAUUCCAUGAGGGCAAGAAGCUGAACUAUGAAUGGACACAAAGACAGGGUAAGGAGAAGUUGAUUGUUUCCUCUGAUGCUGUCCUAGGGCCCUGGAGGUGGUUUUCAAACGAAGAAUUUGAUCAGAUAUUUUGGGGCCAGAAGAGUGCCCUGGCUGAGAAGGUUCAUCAGCACUGGAAAGAGGAUGAACUGUUUGGCUACCUGUUCCUCAAUGAUGCCAACCCCAUGCUGUUGAGACGCUCUACUUCUCUGCCCUCUAGGCUGGUGUUUCCCUCAGGGUCAGAGGAACUGGGGGCCCAGUUGAAAAAAGAACUCCAGAAUGGUUCACUGUUUGAGGCUGUCUUUAUCUUGCUGGAUGGAAUUCCAACCAAUGUGAUCCAAAGAGAGAAGCAGUACCUGGCGCUGAAGAUGGAACCCAAUGGGAAGCUGCUACCUAUGGUCAUCCAGCUCCAACUUCCCACCUCCAGUUCUCCUACCCCAACACUGUUCCUGCCCUCUGAUCCUCCACUUGCCUGGCUCCUGGCCAAGUCCUGGGUCUGAAAUUCAGAUUUCCAACUGCAUGAGCUCCAGUAUCAUUUGCUGAACACUCACCUGCUGGGUGAGGUCAUUGCUGUUGCCACCAUGAGGUGCCUCCCAGGACUGCACCCUGUCUUCAAGCUCCUGGCGCCCCAUAUCCACAACACUAUGGAAAUCAACACCCGGGGCCGGAUCCAGUUUAACUCAGAUGAAGGAAUAUUUGCAAAGGCAGUGAGCACAGGUGGAGGUGGUCAUCUAGAUUUGGCCCGUCGGGCAAUGACUCAGCUGACCUAUUGCUCCCUCUGUUCUCCUGAUGACCUGGCUGACCGGGGUCUUCUGGGAAUCCCAAGUGCUCUCUAUGCUCAUGAUGCCUUGGCCGGUAGAUUUCAGCUCCCUUCUCUGGGCAAGUGUGUGGAGGGGAUGGUCCACCUCUUCUACCAGAGGGAUGAUGUUGUGAGGAGGGAUCCUGAGCUGCAGGCCUGGUGUCGGGAGAUCAUGGAGGUAGGGCUGUGCCAUGCCCAGGACAGAGGUUUCCCUGCCUCUUUUCAGUCUUGGCUUCAACUCUGUCAUUUCCUUACCAUGUGCAUCUUCACAUGCACUGCCCAACACACAGCCAUCAAUAAUAGUUAGCUGGACUGGUUUUACUGGGUUCCUAAUGGCCCAUGCUCAAUGCGGAUGCCCCCACCCACUACCAAGGAAGAUGUAACAAUGGCCACAGACAUGGGGUCACUACCCAAUGUCCAGCAGUCCUGCCUUCAGAUGCUUUUUGUGCGGCAACUGGGAGCUAAAGCAUCUGUUCUUUCUGCUACAGGUGCCCCUAGACAUCACAGAGAAGACUAUUUCUCAAGCCCUGAGCCCAAGGCGGUGCUAAGACAAUUCCAAACAGAUCUGGAUAAACUGGAAAGGGAAAUUGUGGCCUGGAAUGAGAAACUAGACCUUCCCUAUGAAUACCUGAAAACAAGUUGCAUAGAGAACAGUAUCGCUAUCUAA